AUGAGGCGUCCAAGAAAUGUCAGUGGCCAUAACAGACGCGUUGUCCUUUCAGAGUCGGAGUCUGAGUCUCAUCUCGAUAAUGACUCCGAUAAGUCCAUUGAUAACGCCAAUGCCACUAAGCGAAGCUCAAGUUAUUUAUGCUUAAACACCAAGUCCAGCAUUGAUGACGCCUCUAAGAAUUCCCUUGAAGAUGAUCCAGAUGAUGCCACCAAGAACUUCAAUAGCGACGACGUCAAGAAGGGACGUCUAAGAAAUAAUAGACGCGUUGUUUUUUUAGAGUCUGAACCUGAUCUCGAUGAUGACUCUGAUAAAUUUACUGAUAACGCCCAUGUCACUAAGCGGAGCCCAAGUUAUUUACGCUCAAAUACUAAGCCUAACAUUGAUCAUACCUCCAAGAAGUCCAUUGAUGACGACGCUUGGGAUGCCUCUAAGAACUCCAGUGACGGCGACCUUGGUGAUGCCUCUGGCAAGUCUGAUGAUGCCACACCCAGCGCCACCUCCAUCAAGAGAGACCCAAGCCAUCGCAAUACAACCAUUUGGACAGACAAUGAUACAUCAAGUCCGAUAGGAGGGCCGAAGACGGUCAAACGAAAGGCAGACACGGUGGGCAUUGACCCUUACAAUAUAAUAUCUUCUUCGCCUCGAGCGUCCAACGAGUCGGAUGCGUCACAAUAUGACGAUGAGCGCCCGGGAAAACGCCAUCGACUCACGCGUGGACAUGGACGAAGUACCGUGAGCUACGAUAUGAAGCACCAUCCAAUGGAUGAUGUCCUCCGACCCAAAUAUUCAGCAGAGAGGCGAGCGAAAGCGAGACAAGUUCCCGAAGAGUCCAGUGACAGUGGCUCUGAGAUCGACGAAGCACCAAGCCGGAAUACUACCUCUUUGGAUCCUCAUCGCCGCCGGUCCUCUCGCAAUACUCAUCGAGGUGAGAAACCAAUGUACAGCGCAAAAUGGCAUCCCUUAGAUCAGAUGCUGAAAGGCAAUGCUUCCCCAAUGAGUGUCCCAAACCCCGAUGGCCGUAGCGGAAAGAGUCCCCAAAAGUCCAACGACUCCUCUUCUACGCUUAAGGACGGAGAAGACCCUAUGAUCGUAAGUUCUGAUCUUCAUCCCUAUCGACUUGCCGGCAGAGCUUCCGAAUUAGGGGGUGGGACCGCACCAAUCAGUUCAGAUCGACGUCGAUCCGCACGAGUAUUGUCUUCCAAAGAUACACCGCCGAACUACGACAUGAAAUAUCAUGUAAUGGAUUCUACCCUUCGUCCAAACGCUGCUGCAAAGCGAUUGAAGUCCAAAUUACAUUCAGCCACUCCAAGCGAUUCCCUCCGCGAGUCAGCAUCCUCUGCAAAGGCUCACACGGAACAGCCUGCAAAAGCUUCACCAAAGUCCUUCGCAAGGCGUUCGGUGAGCUCCGAGUCCGAGCUGGACGGCCCCAACGUCUCGCCUGCCUCGUCUGAACUGCAGAAUCCAUAUCUGAAUCGAACCUCACUAGAGUGGGCUGAAGUUCAAGAUAUGGAUCGAUGCGUUUAUCUGCUUCAGAGAGGUGCGCCUCUUUGUGGUAACACUUUACCCCAGGACUGGACCCAUGAUGUCGUCAAGAAAGUGCUUUCUGAUGAGGGCGUAAUCACUUUUGAUGAGCUCAGCAGCCAGGGAGCUACCGAACUAUUGAAAAGUCGCUAUGAGAGCGUUCGACUUGGUCUUCAAAAUUUCUUUGGCAGCGGGCCCGAGCCGGUCAACAAGAAAGAUUGGACGUUAUCAAAAGCCGAGGGGUUCGAUGUUUACGAUUUGAAGCGGGGCUUAAAAUACUGGAAACAUCUAAAGGACAGUGUUGUCGGUGGCACCAAGACCAGCAGCAGUUCCAACAGCCUGGGGUUUGCAGCCAAAAAGGCAAAAUCUAUGCCAGGAAAUGAUGACCAGGAAGCGACAGACAGUGUUUUGGAAGAACGAGAUAGAAACGAAGCAAUAAUGGCUACAAGGAUGCAACAUGUCAAGAAUGAAGGAACAAAUCCCAACAAGUCCUGUUUGAAACGGCCACCAAUUUCGGAAGUCGACACCGAGCGAACUAUGAUCGUCGACCUCGAGGAUGAUGGCGAGCUAGGUGUGAUUAUCGAGACUGAGGACACUCUGGUAAAGAGCAUGCGAGGUGGAAACAUCCCUUCGUCGAUCAUGAGCGAUGCAGCACUCGAGGAGCUGUUAUUUCCCAUCGAGCAGCACCUGAUGGAGGAAUGUAACCAGGAAAUCACGGCUGAUCCAGUCUCGAGCGAUUCGAGAAGUUCUGAACCUGCUGGACUAGUCCUCGACCAUCCGGACAAGACUCUCGGUGAACUCAACUCCGUUGCUUCCGAAGCUGAGGCAGCGGAUCUGAAUACCUCAUUUAAUCGUGGACUGACCGGACCUGUCCCACUCGGCAAGGACGAAAGGACGUCGAGUGUUAAUGUCGGCCCUCGCGAUGGAUCUGGUAAAUCACAGACUGCUAAGGCGGAGGUCAAGACGAAAAAGCGCAAAUCGAAGGUAGACGUUGCGAUCGCUGUACACGAAGAUCUCCCCGGCAGGACUCCGCUAGUCAAGAAGAUCGUCAGCAUGAAUCCUGCCUCUCCUGGCACAGACAUACCAAAGGAGAACCUCGAAGACGAUGGCUCGGUGGAACAUUCAAGCCAGGUCGAGAUACGAACGCCUCGGAUUCGCCGACACCACGAAGCUAUCGGCACGCCUAGCAUUAGAAGAGUCGGUCGUCUCGGAAGUGCAACAACCACGACACCAGCUUUUCGCUCUCUCUUUGGUGGACCCCAUGGCUCUUCAUCUCCAGGCAGCUCGCCGACGACGCGAUAA
Letharia columbiana is the source of this 2823-nucleotide messenger RNA. RefSeq lists its product as uncharacterized. The coding region runs from base 1 to 2823 and encodes 940 amino acids. Lineage: Eukaryota; Fungi; Ascomycota; Lecanoromycetes; Lecanorales; Parmeliaceae. The transcript has 4 exons. The record is from RefSeq and is a predicted model, not a curated record.